CAUAAAAACAAAUAAACUUUCAGAGAUCUCUAAACAAGUUGUGGUUGAGAUCCAAUCUCACUCCACUUACACACUGCAAAACAAAACCAGCAAAAACCCAACAUUAACACUCGAUAACACUCCCUCAUUGUCCCCUCCUCUCCCUUCCAUCUCAGUUCCAUUCACCGGAAAACGAAAAUAAUAAGAGUCCAUUUUCUUUUAACCCCUUUUUGUUUUUAUACUUCUUCCACUAUAUAUUGCAUGCAAUAUAUAGCGAAAUUGCACCAUAUAUAGUCUAUAUCCUUGGUGGAUAUAUCUAUAUCCUUAUAGUUUAUGUAUCAAGUCACUGAUUGUUUUUCUGUGCAGUCGCAUUUUGAGCUGUAUUGAUGCUAGCUGUGUCACCCUUCAUAGGCACCACCACUACUAAAGAUGAAAGCCAAGAACAGAUGGAUAGUUUUGGUACUGUUUGCGAUGAGGAGUUUCCUGACUUACUUGAGAGCAUCAAUUUUGACGAUCUUUUUGUGUUACCGGAUUUGGAGAUGGACCCUGAAAUUCUUGCUGAAUUCUCAGUUAGUAGUGCUGGUAGUGGAGGCGAAGAGUCAGACAUAAACACACCGGUGUCUAAUGAGAAAUUGGAGGAUAGCUCAAGAAAAGAUGAGGAAGAUAAGAUUUCAGGGUCAGGGUUGGAUUCGAGUUUGAGUACGAGAGGAGAGGAGAUUGUGAGUAAGAGGGACGAAUCCGUAGUGGUUAAUCUAGUUUCUAAAGAAAGUGAUAAAGGAAGGAAAUCAUCAUCCACACAAGCCAAGAAUAGUAAUCAUCAAGGGAAGAGAAAAGUAAAGGUGGAUUGGACGCCAGAUUUGCAUAGGAGAUUUGUGCAAGCAGUGGAGCAAUUAGGAGUGGAUAAGGCAGUACCUUCAAGGAUUUUAGAGCUUAUGGGUAUUGACUGUCUCACUCGGCAUAACAUCGCCAGUCAUCUCCAAAAAUAUCGAUCUCACCGGAAACAUUUGCUAGCUCGUGAAGCUGAGGCAGCAACAUGGAGCCACAGACGGCAAGUAUAUGGUGCUCCCGGAGGAGGUGGUGGUGGUAAGAGAGAAGUGACACCUUGGCAUGCACCCACCAUGGGGUUUCCUCCGAUAACACCCAUGCACCACCACCACCCCCACUUUAGACCAUUGCAUGUUUGGGGUCAUCCUCCAAUGGAGCAACCACUGGUGCACAUGUGGCCUAAACAUCUAGCUCAUUCACCAUCACCCCCGCCGCCGCCGCCACGUACAUGGUCUCCACACCCACCGCCAGACCCUUCGUACUGGCACCAUCACCCACACCAGCAACGGGUUCCAAGUGGACUAAUUCCAGGGACACCUUGCUUUCCACAGCCAGUGGCACCAACGAGAUUUGCCACACCUCCUGUCCCUGGUAUACCACCUCAUGCCAUGUACAAAGUAGACCCUGGCAUUGGAGUCCCGACUAGACAAUCCGGCCCCAAUCCUCCUCCUUUCGACUUUCACCCCUCGAAGGAGAGUAUAGAUGCGGCCAUUGGAGAUGUUAUAUCGAAGCCAUGGCUGCCACUUCCUCUUGGAUUAAAGCCACCGUCUCUUGAUGGUGUUAUAGGGGAGCUGCAACGGCAAGGAGUUGCCAAGAUACCACCUACUUGUGCUUGAUUUAUAUCCCUGGAACAUCCUUCCAAAGGCGGCUGUUCAAUAAUGGUAUAUUCAAGACCGCGAGAGAUUGAGAACCCUAAAUUUGACGACAUUUCCUGUCUACGUUUUAUGCACAGAUCUAAUCUUCGAGCUUUUUCCCCACCUUAACUUUUAUUUCUAUCUUUUCUCUCUCUUUCUUUUUUUUUUUUUUUUUUUUUUCUUUUGUAGCUCUUUGCUAAAACUAAGUAUUGUUUUCUUGUUCUUGUUCAUGCAAGGACAAGUUUGUUAAUUACCUUACCUAUGUGCUAUAAUAAGAUGGUAGUUUCUUA
Molecule: messenger RNA, 1948 nt
Organism: Ricinus communis (castor bean)
Lineage: Eukaryota; Viridiplantae; Streptophyta; Magnoliopsida; Malpighiales; Euphorbiaceae
Product: transcription activator GLK1
Exons: 6
Coding region: 366-1640 (424 amino acids)
Biological process (GO): positive regulation of DNA-templated transcription
Cellular component (GO): nucleus
Molecular function (GO): DNA-binding transcription factor activity; transcription cis-regulatory region binding
Source: RefSeq, a predicted model, not a curated record